Messenger RNA from Nymphalis io (European peacock), 1321 nucleotides. Its product is annotated as methionine aminopeptidase 1D, mitochondrial. The coding region runs from base 368 to 1273 and encodes 301 amino acids. The record is from RefSeq and is a predicted model, not a curated record. The transcript is spliced from 6 exons. Gene Ontology annotation, biological process: proteolysis. Lineage: Eukaryota; Metazoa; Arthropoda; Insecta; Lepidoptera; Nymphalidae. Gene Ontology annotation, molecular function: metalloaminopeptidase activity.
CCAAAUACCUAGGUACCUAAAAACUUGGAUUUUGGACUUUUCGAAAUUCCGUAGUUAUGUAUACAAAAAAAAAAUAAUAAUAUGUAAAUUGUAAAAAGAAUUUUAAUAAGAAAAUAAAUUGGGAAGUGACAAUAAUAUAUUUUCAUAAUAAAUGAUAUAAAAUAUUAUCGUGUAUAAAGACAACGAUGGAAUUAUCGCGUGAAGCAUUUCGUUCAGUAGGACGUUUUUGGAGGGCAAAUAUGUAAGAUUUUUGAUGAAAUUUACAGUAGGGUAUCUGUCCUAAUAUGUCAUGAAUCUAACAAGAAAUGAAUAACAGUCUCCGAAUUAUUUUAAACAUAAACCAUACAUUUUAAUAUAAAAAGAAGAAAUGAGAAUUCCUAAAGCAUUAAGUCCCCGCCUUCAAAAUCUUUUGUUAAGACGUUUUGGUGUAUACGAAAAAGUUAAACCAGCAGAAACAACACCCAGUAGAAUAGUACCUGAACAUAUUGAAAAACCUGAUUAUGUUCUAGGCAAAUUAUUAAACACUAGUAAAAAACCUGAAAUUAAAAAUGAAGAACAAAUAAAAGGAAUGAGAAAUAGUUGUAAUGUUGCAGCAAAUAUAUUAAAAAUAAUUCAAGCAUUUGUUCAGCCUGGUGUAUCAACAGAUGAUAUCGAUGAACUAGUACAUAUUUUAAGUUUAGAAGCUGGAGCAUAUCCUUCUCCAUUGCAUUAUAAGGGAUUUCCCAAAAGUGUAUGCACAUCUGUGAACAAUAUUGCAGUUCAUGGCAUUCCUGAUCUUCGACCUUUACAAAAUGGAGAUAUUGUUAAUGUUGAUAUAACUGUAUAUUUUAAUGGAUACCAUGGCGAUUGUUCUAAGACAUUUCUCGUGGGUGAUGUUGAUGAUCAUGGCUUACAACUUGUGCAUGCUACAGAAGAAUGUCUAAACCAGGCAAUAAACAUAUGUGGUCCUGAUGUACCUUUUUGUGAUAUCGGCUUCAGAAUACACAGGGUCGCAAAAAGACAUAAGCUCACUGUUCUACCAGCGUUUGUUGGACAUGGAAUUGGAAAAUAUUUUCAUGGCCCACCUGAAAUCUAUCACACACAAAACCGAUAUCCUGGACUAAUGAAGCCGGGAAUGACUUUCACUAUCGAACCUGUUUUAUCUCAUGGUAAAGAAAAUACGAUAUUAUUAGAGGAUGGAUGGACUGUCAUAACAGAAGAUGGUGCAAGAGCAGCACAAGCUGAACACACUGUUUUAAUUACUGAAGAUGGAGCUGAAAUACUAACAAAAUAAAUAAUUGUUAUGAAAUAGUAAAUUAUUAGUAAAAAUAAAUUAAUGAUG